AUGCUGGGAUGACGUCAUAGUCGUUGUUUCGAAUGUCGGGAGCUAGCGCUGGGUAGGAGGCCGCGCACUCAGCUGGGGAUAAAACUUGUCUAAAUCUGAAGUCCGGGGUCGUCGACAGCCUUCGGUACUUUGAAUUUCAGGAAUAUCCUCUCCCAUCCCCCUUUCCCCCUCUGUCAGAGCAUGGCUCAGGAGACCAAUCAGACGCAGGUGCCAAUGCUUUGCACUAUGGGAUGCGGUUUCUAUGGUAACCCCCGCACCAACGGCAUGUGCUCGGUCUGCUACAAGGAACACCUGCAGAGGCAACAGGGAGGGGGGCGUUCCAGCCCCCCGGGAGAGAAAGCUGCUACGUCACCAGCAGGAUCACCAGGAUCAGCUGGUGUGACUGUGGAGAACACAACCUCAGAGCCCAGUACAGAGACAGAGACAGUGGUGGGAACCCCACCCGAGGAACAGACAACCAGUCCCAGCUCUCCCAGUCCAGUGACUCAGCAGAUGACAGCUAUGAGUAUUUCCCAAGACUCAGGAGCUGUGGACUCAGAUCGAGCGGAGGCCGAAGAGGGAGAAGAGGAGGGUACUUCUAGUAACACAGAGCCAGCAGGGGAAACGGCACAAGCUUCAGAUGGUGACCAGACCCCUGAUAAAAAUAAGAAAAAGAACCGUUGCUUUUCUUGCCGGAAGAAAGUGGGCCUUACUGGUUUUGACUGUCGCUGUGGUAACCUGUUCUGUGCCAUUCACCGCUACUCUGACAAACACGACUGUCCCUACGAUUACCGGAGUGCAGCUGCCGCCCGCAUACGCAAGGAAAACCCCAUUGUGGUGGCCGAGAAAAUUCAGAAGUUGUGAGGACUGAACAUAGAAAGAGUCUCUCUGACUUUGUGAAUUUGAACAAUGGCGAGUUGGAUGAAAACACCUGAUAUCAUGGCUUCAUUUGUUCAUGGUAGUCUAACAUGGGAUGGGUGGGGGUGGUGCGAUCACAGCCACUGUCCGGACUCUUCCCUUAUUAGUAUCUCCCCUUCUCUCCACUAGUUUGCGGCUGAAUCUGAUUAUUUGUGUGUGUGUGCUAGUAUGAAAGUGUGCGCUCAUUUGCUUGAGAGUUGGGGAGAGAGCAGUAGGGGCUUGGUGGACAUUGAUGUUGCUGUGGGGAGGAAAUGCAUUUGAUUUUACCCGUUUUUGUUUCUUAACUUGGGGGGGAUUGUGUGGCUUUAUUUUUUAUAUAAUCCCUGUGAGGUAGUUGAAACAAGGCAGGGCUAAGCUGUUAGGAAAUAUGCAGCAGCACGGCUAACAACACAGAGGUCAAUCCAGAAGAUCUAGCAUUUAAUAUAAAAAAAAACCUCACUGGGAGACUCCAUGUAUCAGCAAGACCUUAAGGGCUUUGGAAUUUUUUUUUUUUUUCCAGGCUAAAAAUGAUGUCAACUUCUUGUCAAAUUGAUAUACCUUUUUUUUCUUCCCACCUCCAUUUAACUGUUUUUCUUUGGGUCACCACACGUUGAACUCCCAAGUCUCAGCAUUUUUUCAGAAAUGUUGUUCUUUGAUAUAUUGACUUAUCAUACUGAUACUGGGUGCAUGAACAGUUAUUGGAGGUUAGAGGUAGGGGAGGUAAAGGGUAUGGGAAGCUGAACCUUGACUUACUGAGUGAUUGAAUUCUGUAUUUUUUUUGUUUUUUUUUUUUUUUCUGUUUUAAUGAGCGUAUGACAUCAGAAGAUCUAUAUUAAUAUAUUGUAGUUAGCUUGAAUUGUGUGAUUGCAUUCUAUUUAUUUUUUAUCGUUUGGUUGAUCUGUGCUGGAGGAUUGGCAGCAUGUGUCAGCAAAUCAUUAAGAUUUGCGCUUAACCUUUUCAAUUAUAUUUAAGUAAUUCCAUUGAUUAUAUAACCAUUGAAAAAAGAACACAUUCUCUUACACAAUGGAGUAGAGUCCAGUUAAGUCAUUACAAUUAAGAUUGUGCAUUAAAAUGUCUGUUAUAGAUCUGGAAACAAAGCACAACAUAGUGUGUCAACUGCAGAGCACAAAGCAAUGUGUCACACCUCAGUUUUUGUUCAGCAUUUGGGUCAUUUGCAGUUUAUAUUUGAUCUGAAUAGCAGGCUUUUUUGGGGAAAAAAUGAGACGUAUUCUCCUUGAAUACCCUUUUAUGUUCUGUGGAGUCCAGUGAAGCUCCGUGUUUUCUAACCACCAGCAGACCACUGACAAAUGCUGAAUGAAAACUGAUCUGGGUCACAGUUUCUCUACAUAUUGACACACAUUUUGCUUAACUAAGUAAAGACCAGCUCAAGGCUACAGAGAUGCGUGCUGUGCUUUUACAAUGUGCUCAGAUUCAGAUGAGUCCUUACUAUGAAGACCGCUUCCUGCUAGCUUCUUCUAGGAUGUUCUAACUUAAUUGCAUGUGUGCAGUUAAACAUAUGAGUUACUGUUUUGUAACUGGCUGCACUGUUUGAGAUGAAGCUGGAAUGUUUCCAAAGCCACAGAGCAGUAGCACAAUGCAUGGCUGAACCUAAGGUUCAUGUUAACAGGACUCUACUUUUUCCAAAUGUAAAUACCAUAUGGCGCCUAUUCAUAUAGUAUAAUCUUAAUGUAGAUUUUUGCCAGAUAAGAAAGGUGGGGGACUAAACUGAAGAAUAGUACUGUGUAAAAAAAAAAAAAAAAAAAUGUUUUUUUAAAAAGUACUUCUUUCCUAAUUAUCCAAAAAAAGAAUGUGCCACAAAUGGUGCAGGUAUUAUUUCCACAUUUUCCCCCAUUUCUGAUGACAUCUGCCCAUGUGAUGUCCAGUUUUAUUUCAGUAACUGGCUCCACCAUAAAUAACUCCCACGGGCAUAUGGCUUUGAUAGUUAACAAGCCCUAUAAGCGUUAUUAACCUUGCUGAAUUACACAGUAUCCCAGUCCAUGCUUUUAUCCUGUUACUGAUUCUAUUCAUAGCUUAGUAAUAUCACUGAAAGUUAAAAAGCCCCUGGUGAGGCAUAGAGGGGCAUUUGAGGUUUUAUCUUUUCAUUAUCAAAGCUUUCCUUGUAAAUGUUGCUUGAUCUUGGUCAUUAAAUAUUUAUAAAGAAGAAAAAAAAAAAAGCUGUAGAAAAGGUAUUUGGAGAGUAUGUGUUUUCUAAAUAAGCCAA
Messenger RNA from Sphaeramia orbicularis (orbiculate cardinalfish), 3097 nucleotides. RefSeq names its product AN1-type zinc finger protein 5. The coding region runs from base 181 to 843 and encodes 220 amino acids. Gene Ontology annotation, molecular function: zinc ion binding; DNA binding. The transcript is spliced from 6 exons. The record is from RefSeq and is a predicted model, not a curated record. Lineage: Eukaryota; Metazoa; Chordata; Actinopteri; Kurtiformes; Apogonidae.